Molecule: messenger RNA, 1904 nt
Organism: Exaiptasia diaphana
Lineage: Eukaryota; Metazoa; Cnidaria; Anthozoa; Actiniaria; Aiptasiidae
Product: ribonuclease H2 subunit B
Exons: 10
Coding region: 230-1156 (308 amino acids)
Biological process (GO): RNA catabolic process; ribonucleotide metabolic process
Cellular component (GO): ribonuclease H2 complex; nucleoplasm
Source: RefSeq, a predicted model, not a curated record
GGGGCACGUGGAUCCUAUCACUUGGUUACCUAUUGCAAAGGUUUUUGACUUAGAAAAUUAACAGGAACAUAUUAUAUAGCUUGAUCAACAGAAAAAAACUAAGACGCCACAGGAAUCCCGAAAUUCUAAACGUCCUCACGUGAUUUGUUCAGCGGUAAAAUUUACGCGGGAAACAAAACGAUCGUAGUGAGCAAAUUUGCUACGAAAGUCGUGUUUAUAAUUGCAUAAAAUGGCUCCAUCAAAGAAGAAAGAUAAAGCUCUUAACAGGGAUAUUAAUCAGUGGGUCAUGAUUGGUCCUGAAGCAGCGUUGACAAACCGAGCUGAAAGUGACGAAGAACCCAAAUUUAUAACACUGGUGCAUCCSAAGACAGAUAAAGGAUGUCAGUAUAUAAUUUCACAAAACAGAGAAAACAUUUAUGAAGUUAAUAAAUUCUGUGAGGAACCUCGAUCUUGGUUUAUUGAUAAUACUAUACAAAAAGAUGGUAGCCUAUUAGUGACUACACCAAUAGAUCCUAUUUUUCUUUGCAUUCCUUACCUCCAAAAGAACAUACAAAAGUUUAGAACACUUGAUCAAAUCCUAAUGGAUAACAAGUACCCUUCCAUUGGAUUACUGUCUGCAUGCAUUAACUCUGAUAACCUUACAAAUGUGUGCGACUGCAAGGGUGAUGAUGAUUUACAAGCUUACAGGCUUAAUAAACAAUUMUUACUAUCAUUAAUUAUGCAUCAGGUUGAAUGUGUAGCAGACAAGCUGCAGUCGUCUAAAAUCAUUGUAACCAAAGGAUCACAAAGUGCUACAUUUGUCCGUAGCAAGCUGCAAUCUGACAUYAAGAGAGAUGACUAUCUUAGGUUUGCCAGUGGUAUCGUCUCUAACUAUCUUAGCUUACACUGGAGUGAAAAGCUUCAAGAAGCAUUAAACUUACCAGAASAAGAAACUCUCUUGUCAUCUCCAGAGGAACCUCCAGCAAAGAAAACCAAAAUAAGCAAUAAAUCAGAGGAGGUCAUAGAGGAUUACAGCAAAGAAUACCAAAAAUAUAAGAACAAAGAUAAUGCAAAGACCCCUGGGAAACUGACUGCAGCUCAGAAGUCAUUGUCAAAAGUGGACAAGACGGGAAUGAAGUCUAUGAUGUCGUUCUUUGGUAAAGCAAACAAAAAAUAGUUCAUAUUGUAUGCACUGGUAGGAUUUUCAAAACUGUGUCUGUGCAUGUUUAUAACACACACACAUUGUAAGUAUUCAAAACUACUUUGUAAAUAUUUCUAUAAACUAUUUUGAAGAACGAGGUUAAAAUGAAAAAGAAAUUGAUAUUUUGGUUUUUACAGUGUACGUAGUGGUCAGGUUUAUGUCUGCUAAACUGAAUAAACAAGUGAUUCUCCAACAACUGCUCAUGAAUUGRAAACUACCUGCCAAUGGCAGCCAACAGACUGACRUACAAGCUYACUGUUCAACUAACAAGUCAAGUGACUGAACAAUAGAACUUGCUAACACACUAACUAACUAAAUGAACUGCUCAGUGCAUGUAACUAUCUUACUAACUGACUUAUGUUUCUAYUAACUGCUGAGAAUGACAUAACAGAGCAUUGAUGUAGAUUUGAUAUAAAAUUUAUUUAAUUUUUGUACAAAAGAAUAAACAAGUACAAUGUAUUUAGAUGUAGUAUGAGGUGUGGUCUAAAAUCACUAUGAAUCACGUCUAAUAAUAUGCAGAAAACACAUUUUUGUAUACUUCGUGUUUCUAGAAGUGUGUAUUGCAUUCUUAAGAUGAAUGAUGUCUAAAUAGUUGAAGUAACCAUAUACAAUGAUAACUCUCAAGAUGGCUGGCUAAACUAGGUCCAUAUUUUGUACAUGUACCUUAUACAUGAAGGACUAUUUAAAGUGGUUAUUUUAAUGCAUUAAACCUAUUUUGGUGUAA